Sapajus apella (tufted capuchin) is the source of this 2701-nucleotide messenger RNA. RefSeq names its product solute carrier family 7 member 11 (gene SLC7A11). Gene Ontology annotation, biological process: amino acid transmembrane transport. Gene Ontology annotation, cellular component: membrane. The transcript has 12 exons. Bases 452 to 1957 code for a protein of 501 amino acids. Gene Ontology annotation, molecular function: L-amino acid transmembrane transporter activity. The record is from RefSeq and is a predicted model, not a curated record. Lineage: Eukaryota; Metazoa; Chordata; Mammalia; Primates; Cebidae.
UUUUAAAAAAAAAAGGCUGAGUAAUGCUGGAGCAUUACUCGUGUGGCUGAUGCAAACCUGGAGAAUUUGCAUCAUCAUUUAGCUGUAGUAAGUUGGUGUGACAGGCAGGCACUUAAAUACAAGCCCAUGAGGAAGCUGAGCUGGUUUGUAAUGAUAGGGCGGCAGCAGCAGCAGCAGCAGCAGCAGCAGCAGCAGCAGCAGCAGCACAGUCGUAGAACGAGGAGGUGGAGAACUGAGAGCACGAUGCAUACACAGGUGUUUCUGAGUAGUAAUUAGAUCGCUGUGAAGGACAAAGCACACCUUUGAGUUUUUAACCUGUGAACGAAGUAGCUCUGAGAGAGACAGUCUGAAAGCAAAGAGGAAGACAUCAAUCAGUAACACCAAGAGACACCAAAGUUGAAAGUUUUGUUUUUUUUCCCUCUGUUUUAUUUCAACCUUGUGUGCCCCUACUAUGGUCAGAAAGCCUGUUGUGUCCACCAUCUCCAGAGGAGGUUACCUGCAGGGAAAUGUUAACGGGAGGCUGCCUUCCCUGGGCAACAAGGAGCCACCUGGGAAGGAGAAAGUGCAGCUGAAGAGGAAAGUCACUUUACUGAGGGGAAUCUCCAUUAUCAUUGGCACCAUCAUUGGAGCAGGAAUCUUCAUCUCUCCUAAGGGCGUGCUUGAGAACACAGGCAGCGUGGGCACGUCUCUGAUCAUCUGGAUGGUGUGCGGGGCCCUGUCACUGUUUGGAGCCUUGUCUUAUGCUGAAUUGGGAACAAGUAUAAAGAAAUCCGGAGGUCAUUACACAUAUAUUUUGGAAGUCUUUGGUCCAUUACCAGCUUUUGUACGCGUCUGGGUGGAACUGCUCGUAAUACGCCCUGCAGCUACUGCUGUGAUAUCCCUGGCAUUUGGACGCUACAUUCUGGAACCAUUUUUUAUUCAAUGUGAAAUCCCUGCACUUGCAAUCAAGCUCAUUACAGCUGUGGGCAUAACUGUGGUGAUGGUCCUAAAUAGCAUGAGUGUCAGCUGGAGUGCCCGGAUCCAGAUUGUCUUAACCUUUUGCAAGCUCAUAGCAAUUCUGAUAAUUAUAGUCCCUGGAGUUAUGCAGCUAAUUAAAGGUCAAACACAGAACUUUAAAGACGCCUUUUCGGGAGGAGAUUCCAAUAUUACGCGAUUGCCCCUGGCUUUUUAUUACGGAAUGUAUGCCUAUGCUGGCUGGUUUUACCUCAAUUUUGUAACUGAAGAAGUAGAAAACCCUGAAAAAACCAUUCCCCUUGCAAUAUGUGUAUCCAUGGUCAUUGUCACCAUUGGCUAUGUGCUGACAAAUGUGGCCUACUUUACAACCAUUAAUGCUGAGGAGCUGUUGCUUUCAAAUGCAGUGGCAGUGACCUUUUCUGAGCGGCUACUGGGAAAUUUCUCAUUAGCAGUUCCGAUCUUUGUUGCCCUCUCCUGCUUUGGCUCCAUGAAUGGUGGUGUGUUUGCUGUCUCCAGGUUAUUCUAUGUUGCAUCUCGAGAGGGUCACCUUCCAGAAAUCCUCUCCAUGAUUCAUGUCCGCAAGCACACUCCUCUGCCAGCUGUUAUUGUUUUGCACCCUUUGACAAUGAUAAUGCUCUUCUCUGGAGACCUCGACAGUCUUUUGAAUUUCCUCAGUUUUGUCAGGUGGCUUUUUAUUGGGCUGGCAGUUGCUGGGCUGAUUUAUCUUCGAUACAAAUGCCCAGAUAUGCAUCGUCCUUUCAAGAUCCCGCUGUUCAUCCCAGCUGUGUUUUCCUUCACAUGCCUCCUCAUGGUUGCCCUUUCCCUCUAUUCGGACCCAUUAAGUACAGGGAUUGGCUUAGCCAUCACUCUGACUGGGGUGCCUGCAUAUUAUUUCUUUAUUAUAUGGGACAAGAAACCCAGGUGGUUUAGAAUAAUGUCAGAGAGAAUAACCAGAUCAUUGCAAAUAAUUCUGGAAGUUGUACCAGAAGAAGAUAAAUUAUGAACUGAUGAACUUGAGAUCUUGGCAAUCUGCCCAAGAGAAGACACACAAUAGGGAUUUUUACUUCGUCUUUUGAAAAUCCAGGGAAUUCUAACUUUGGUGAUAAACUAAAGGAGUCAGUUAUUUCUAUUCAUAUAUUUCAGCAUAUUCAAACUAAUUUAUAAGAAAUUUAGUUAUAACUCUAUGUAGUUACAGAAAACGAACAUGCAGUUCUGUGAGUCGCAGAAUUCUUGAGUCUCUGAUACCUACCUAUUGGGGUUAGGAGAAAAGACUAACGGAACAGCCAAUUACUAUGUGGUCAUUCUCUACAAUAUAUCUUAGCAUGGCAAAGAAAGUUCUCAUUGAAGACUGAGAUUUUUUCUGUGUAUAUGGGCUUUGUAAACAUGGUUUUAUACACCAUAGAUGACUAUACUGUGAAAAGUGUUUUCAAUUCUGAAAAAAAAUGGAUACAUCAUGAUUAUGGCCAAGAGGAAAGAAACAAAUUUAUUUUACAUUGACAUUGCAUUGCUUCCCUUUAGAUACCAAUUUAGAUAACACUCCUGCUUUAAUGGAUUAUACCCAGAGCAUUUUGAACAAAGGUCAGAGGGGAUAUGCUGAAUACAUUAAAGAGGAGUUUCUAGGGGCUACUGUUUAUGAGACACAUCCAGGAAUUAUGUUUGAGUAAAAAUCCUUGAGAAUUUAUUAUGUCAGAUUUUUUUUUUUCAUUAUCAGGAAGUUUUAUAGUCAUCUGUCUUUUUUUUUUUUUUU